This is a messenger RNA of Sabethes cyaneus, 4279 nucleotides long. RefSeq names its product phosphoinositide 3-kinase regulatory subunit 4 (gene Vps15). Gene Ontology annotation, biological process: macroautophagy; late endosome to vacuole transport; autophagy of peroxisome. Gene Ontology annotation, cellular component: phosphatidylinositol 3-kinase complex, class III, type I; nucleus-vacuole junction; phosphatidylinositol 3-kinase complex, class III, type II. The record is from RefSeq and is a predicted model, not a curated record. Bases 106 to 4200 code for a protein of 1364 amino acids. Gene Ontology annotation, molecular function: protein serine/threonine kinase activity; ATP binding; protein binding. The transcript has 6 exons. NCBI's taxonomy places the organism in Eukaryota, Metazoa, Arthropoda, Insecta, Diptera, Culicidae.
CAAAACAAAAAUAAUAUCAAAAGAAAAGUGUCGAUUGUUAAUCAUUGUUUGCAGCAGGAAUAAUUCUUUAUACCUAGUGAAUCAUCGCGAUUUACGUUUCAAAUAAUGGGAAAUCAAUUGGUCGGGGUAGCUCCGUCGCAGAUUUACCCCGUCGAGCACUAUCUGAUCGGAUCGUUCGAAUCGGAUUUGCAGUAUGAAUCCAGCAUGGGAAGCACUCGCUUCCUAAAGGUUGCGAGGGCCAAAUCCGACGAAGGGUUGGUGGUGGUAAAGGUGUUUGUAAAGCACGAUCCUUCCCUGCCACUGGAGCAGCACGUCGACAAAAUCGAGUACAUCAAAAAGAAUUUGGCCCAUGCUGCAAACUGUUUGCCCUUCCAAAGGGUGCUGACAACCGAACGAGCCAGCCUGAUCAUUCGCGAAUACGUAAAGCAUAGUUUGUACGAUCGAGUAUCGACUCGACCGUUUCUCACACUAAUCGAGAAGAAAUGGAUCACGUUUCAAAUCUUGUGUGCACUUCACCAGUGCCACAAGCAGAAGAUCUGCCACGGCGAUAUCAAGCUGGAAAACAUAAUGAUCACUUCAUGGAACUGGAUUUUGCUGUCGGACUUUGCUUCUUUCAAACCAACUUACCUGCCGGAAGACAAUCCGGCUGACUACAGCUUCUUUUUCGACACGAGUCGCCGACGAACCUGUUACAUUGCACCGGAACGCUUUGUCAAGUCCGCUAGCGGUGAAGCCAUCCCGCAGAAAGCGGACGUUUCACUCGUGGGAGACAAUCCGUGCUACACUGGCAACUUGCAGUCGGAAAUGGACAUCUUUUCGGUAGGCUGUGCGCUCCUGGAACUCUGGACUGAAGGAACAGCACCAUUCGAAUUUUCCCAAUUGUUGGCUUACCGCCGCGGAGAAGUUGAACUAGUCAACAAACAUCUCGAGUGCAUUGAAAAUGAUCGAUUGAAAGCUCUCCUACAAUCGAUGCUAAGUUUGGAUCCUAAGAAUCGCAAAUCUGCGGAGAUUUAUCUUGACCAGGAACGUGGCAAACUAUUCCCGGAAUAUUUCUAUUCCUUUUUGCAGUCGUACCUGCAGAUGUUUUCUACUAGUCCAAUUGUUCCGGCAGAUGAGAAAAUCUCGCGUUUGCACUCGGAUAUCGAACAAAUAAUUGCGAUUGUGACCGGCCAGAAAGAACAACCGCCGCGAGAAAAUUCCGAACAAACCGACCCGGAGAAAAUCGACUGUGUAAAGGUCAAACAGAGUCCGGAAAGUGACGGUUUAAUACUGAUAACUUCCGUGGUGACUUCGUGCAUUCGAGGUCUCAAAUUCUGCAGCUCAAAACUGGCUUCGCUCGAUAUUCUGCAAAAGUUGGCGGAGAACACAGCAUCGGAAACUAUUCUCGAUCGCAUCCUUCCCUAUAUACUGCACCUUGCUCAAGAUUCUACACCCCGAGUUCGGGUUUGUGCGCUCGAUUCACUGACCCACUGUCUCGGUAUGGUUCGCAAUCUGUCCCGAAGCGACGCGAAUGUAUUCCCCGAUUACAUUCUCCCGGCAAUAGCCCCUUUGGCAAUCGAUAGUUCUACCAUGGUCCGGGUAGCAUACGCUAGAAACAUCGCUACUCUGGCGGAAACGGCCGUGGGUUUUCUCGAGCAGUCCCAAUUCUGUUGUAGUUCCGAGAAUCACACACCGCCCCAUUAUGAAACUGAACUUAGUGCCCUUCACGAGAUGCUCCAUCAAUCGGUGUUGGCGCUUCUAACCGACUCUCAACCCAUCGUCAAACAAAUGCUCAUGGAGUCCGGAAUAACUAAGCUUUGCGUAUUUUUUGGUCGUCAGAAAGCGAAUGACGUGAUUCUAUCGCAUAUGAUUACGUUUCUGAACGAUAAAGAAGACAAAAACUUGCGAGGUUCUUUCUUCGACUGCAUCAUCGGUGUGGCAGCCUUCGUCGGUUGGCACUGUUCGCCAAUGUUGAUCCCUUUGCUGCAGCAAGGUCUUACGGAUCCAGAGGAAUUCGUUAUCGCCAAAGCAAUACGAGCAACCACUUCACUGAUUGAACUGGGACUAAUUCAAAAGUCAGGUAUUAUCGAAUUCAUAGCCGAAUGCGCAUGCUAUCUAAACCAUCCGAACUUAUGGAUUCGCCAUGAAAUUUGCGGACUGAUUUCCACCUCUGCCCGAAUACUUAGUGCGCUCGAUGUGCAAUGCAAGAUAAUGCCAUCGAUUGCCAACCAUCUGAAAGUUCCGCUGAUUCAGGUUGAAAAAGCGGAACUCCUAAUGGACAGUCUGCUGACAGCAAUACCGCGCAACAUCUACGAUGCCGUCAUCAAGUGUCACGACAUAAACCAGCUGAUUGAAGUUUUGCGCGAAAGAAAAGUGGCUCGCAGCAAGUGUGGUGAAGGCUACAUCCCUCAGUACGGAGAAAUGACCACGCAGAUGAAGAAUCUUUUCCGUCGACUCACAAACGAAGGCCUCACCGAACUAAUCGAAGCCCAGCUGCUGGCCAUGAGCGCUCACCUGAUCAAACUGCACCGGUACAAACUGGCGGAAACACGCCUUCCGCACAACAACGGCCGAAUAACGCUCGGUCCAACGAUCAUCCGCGAUGUUCCGCUGUGCGAUCGCACAGCCAUCGUCAAAGUCGACCUGAAUCUGGUCGGAAAAGGCGCGAAACAGCGCAAAUCAGAAUCGGAAAACCCCCAAGAGUGGCAGCACAUGUUCACUACGGCAGUGGAUUCACAUUCCCCGUCACCCACCUCCCCGAGCAACGAUUCGGUAACGUCCGUGUUGACCGUCACCAACUUGGCACCGCCAACGCAGCCAACCCCGACGUCAAGUUUAGUCGAGUACAGCAUGCCAGAGCGUACGGCCAUGCAGGAGCGUUCCGCCGAAUGCCGGGUAGAAUUCGAAUCUCUCCUCGCCAAACUAAAAACCAGAUACGCGUCCUACGCUUUGAACAGGGAACUUCGCGAUCCACUGCUGAACGCUUCACCUCUUCCCAUAGGUUGGAAAAUGAACGGCACCAUAGUGGCUCACCUGCACGAGCAUAAAGCAGCCGUCAGUAGAAUGACGACACUGAAACAAAGCGGCUCACUCUUUGCCAGUGCGUCGAUCGAUGGCACUGUUCGACUUUGGGACUGCAACAAACUUGACGGUCAGCAGUCGAUCAACCGAUCGCGGCAGUCCUACCACGCCAAUACUCCGUUGCACGCCAUAGCCGCAUGCGAUGCUGGACAAUCUCUGGCAAUUGCUGGCAAGGACGGUGCUCUUCUGCUGUUGAAAAUCGAUACCAAUUCCAGCAAAAUGGCAUUACAGCAAGCACGCCAUCUAGACUCCAAUUCACAGGUAGAUCGUGUGAGCGGAGAACCCCAAGAUGAUGGGCCUGUUGUUGAAAUGCAACCUCUCGACCAGGGAGCCCAAAGCGUCAUUGUGUACGCUACACUGUACGGAGCACUAGUUGGGUGGGACAUUCGAAUGCCAGGUCAUGCUUGGCGACUUGAGAGUGACCUCCGCAAAGGUGUCAUUACGACUUUUUGUAUAGAUCCAGCAAGCUCCUGGCUCACGGUUGGAACCAGCAGUGGUCGUCACGUGUGCUGGGAUCUGCGGUUCCGCCUCCCGAUUGCAGAAAUCAAACAUCCCCACGAAUCUAGAAUACGCCGAGUAUCGCACCAUCCGACAGAGCCUUCCUGGUUAGUUUCUGCUUCUCAAGGAAACAACGAAGUCUACGUGUGGAACAUCGAAACCGGUCACAGGCAGCAAGCUUACUGGGCUAGUCCCAGCCCUCCGUUAUCCAAUACCAACGUGUCGUCACAUUCCGUGUGUGCUCUCCUGCCGGGAGUUGUUGACGGUUAUGGGUUCCUACUGACGGGAGGAACCGACCAACGAAUCCGCUACUGGGACUCUUCCAAUGUAGACAACUGCUCGCUGGUAGUCCCAGCACCACGAGAUUAUCUGGCAACAUCCAACAUUUCCUACGAAUCCCGACUCAUCGACGGCACCAGGGUCGUUUCCGAAAUCCAUAACAACGCCAGCACCGGCGGAAGUGCUGGCAGUGCUCCGGAUCGUGCCAACCGAGCUGGCUCGGAAGACGCACCACGAUCGGGACCGGAAAUGCCCGCUCCUGGGCAUCACGAUGUAAUCAGCGAUCUGCUAAUGUGCCGAACAGUGAGGCAAUCCUUCAUAGUUUCCAGCAGUCGGGAUGGGGUUAUCAAGUUGUGGAAAUAGACGUUUUACUAAAAUGAUAACUAACAACACUGGCAAGCACGAUAUUUUUGUUAUAAUAAAGAUCUAAUAAUAUGGUUCA